Cantharellus anzutake is the source of this 605-nucleotide messenger RNA. RefSeq lists its product as uncharacterized. The coding region runs from base 203 to 508 and encodes 101 amino acids. The transcript has 2 exons. Lineage: Eukaryota; Fungi; Basidiomycota; Agaricomycetes; Cantharellales; Hydnaceae. The record is from RefSeq and is a predicted model, not a curated record.
GAAUGUUAACCACGGGCGAUUGUCAUGUCGGAUGGAUCCGGCAACUUGGAAAAUUCACCGCGCUUCUCCCCUUCACGGUUCGGGUUCGUACUGUCAUUGACCAUCCUAAGCCUUUGAAAUAGUUUGUUGUUGGGUCUUCCACGGUUUGCAUCGUCCCGAUAGCUUCUGCUGUGCUUCCCCAACGCUGUUGGACUCUUGUGUCAUGUACCGACUCUCAAGCGUAAGCCGCUCCUGCUACCUGUGGCCACCAUCAGUGCUCAUGCUUACAUCCUGGCCCCCUACUCUUGCGUCGAUGGCGGCCGAUUACCCGGACAUUCUUUCCCACCAUUCAUGUCCCGUUCAAAUCCGAUGGGGUACUCGUCAAUACUCGCGCCAUCCUGCAUCUACCGAUCCUAUCAUCUCAUUUGUGUUCCAAACUCUUGAAUACCCGAACAAUCCUGUCUCUUUAUAUCUGUUCGCUUCGUCCAACUCCGCAAUUUUCCCAUUCUUGGUCUUGAGACUUUCUUAGCGCAAGGCAGUUUUUUUUCGAAAGGCUCGCCACUUACCGCCAUCUCAGCGAGCCUUCUCGCGCGCGAUUCGGCUGAUGGUGAGUUCACACUCUACGA